Messenger RNA from Serinus canaria (Common canary), 2609 nucleotides. It is a transcript of the gene MSH5, whose product is annotated as mutS homolog 5. Gene Ontology annotation, molecular function: mismatched DNA binding; ATP-dependent DNA damage sensor activity; ATP binding. The record is from RefSeq and is a predicted model, not a curated record. Gene Ontology annotation, biological process: chiasma assembly; mismatch repair. Lineage: Eukaryota; Metazoa; Chordata; Aves; Passeriformes; Fringillidae. Gene Ontology annotation, cellular component: nucleus. The coding region runs from base 1 to 2436 and encodes 811 amino acids. The transcript has a single exon.
AUGAGUGCCACAUCAGCCACGAGCUGUGCCUUGCCACCAGCGCUUGGGCCUGAGCAAGAGGAGCAAGAGAGCUCGGAGACACAUAUGUCUGUUCUGUGGUAUGCAGGGCAGCUGGCAAUUACUUACUAUGAUACAGAAGAUUGCUCAGUCUACUUCAUGCCUGACAUACCUGAUAACGAAGACCUCAAGCUACUGCAAAAAGUGAUUGGGGAACUUAACCCUCAAUGCAUAGUGACCAGUGCAAAACAGGACCAGAAUAUUGCCAAAUUCCUGACCAACCUAACAGCUACAGCUGGUGAUAAAGACAUAGGAAAACCAGAAAUUGUCCUGUUUCCCAACAUAGAUUUUGGUCUAGAAGUCAGCAAGCAACGGAUCCUGUCUAGGCAAUUUCCAUUUAUCCCAUCUCACAUGACUGCCACGGAGAAAAUUCUCUAUUUGUCCUCAAUCAUCCCUUUUGAGAGUCCACUCAUGAUACGAGCCUUAGGGGGGCUCCUUAAGUUUCUAGACAGAAGAAGGGUUGGAGUUGAACUUGAAGACAGCAGUAUAGCAGUUCCUAUUUUGGCCUUUAAAAAAUUUGUGAUGUCAGAUACUGUGAAUAUGGACCAAGACACUUACUGUGUCCUUCAGAUAUUUAAAAGUGAUAUCCAUCCUUCUGUGUACAAGCUAUCCAGUGGACUAAAAGAAGGAUUUAGCUUAUUUGGAAUUUUAAACCGUUGCAGAUGCAAAUGGGGAGAAAAACUGCUGAGGUUGUGGCUCACACGACCUACUCGGAACCUGACAGAGCUGAACAAACGGCUGGAUGUUAUCAACUUCUUCCUGCUAGCUCAGAACCAUGAAACAGUCCUCACUCUUCAAAACUGCCUCAAGAAUAUUAAAAAUGUGCCUCUUAUUUUAAAGAGAAUGACCCUUUCCAACACAAAAGUUAGUGACUGGCAAGCACUGUAUAAGACAGCGUACAAUGCAGUGUGCCUUAGAGACACGUGCCGUUCUCUGCCCAGCACUAUUGAACUUUUUCAGACUAUUUCACGUGUCUUCACUGAUGAUCUGCACUACAUUGCUAACCUGAUCAGCAAAGUGGUAGACUUUGAAGGCAGCCUCUCAGAGAACCGCUUCACUGUUAGACCCAAUGUAGAUGCCACGAUUGACGAGAAGAAACGAAAGCUGAUGGGACUGUCAGACUUUCUUACAGAAGUGGCACGAAAAGAACUGGAGACUUUGGACAAUCAUAUUCCCUCCUGUUGUGUAAUCUACAUUCCUUUGAUUGGGUUCCUUCUCUCCAUUCCACGCCUACCAAAUAUGGUGGAUAAGACUGACUUUGAAAUUGAAGGCUUGGACUUCAUGUUCUUGUCAGAAGAUAAACUGCACUACAGAAGUGCCCGGACCAAGGAGCUAGACAGCCUGCUAGGUGACUUGCACUGUGAAAUCAGAGACCAGGAAACACUCAUCAUGCACCAGCUGCAGACAAGGAUCUUGGAGAAGUCUGAAGUACUUAACAGUGUGAUUGAGUACACUGCGCACCUGGAUGUGCUGCUAGCCUUGGCAGCGAUGGCCCGGGAGAACGCCUAUUGCCGACCGCGCUUUACUCACCGCCACGGCUUCCACAUCAAGGACGGAAGACAUCCACUCAUGGAACUCUGUGCAAAGACUUUUGUGGCCAAUCCUGUGGACAGCGGCGAGGCUACCAGACGAAUAAAGAUCAUCACAGGGCCCAACUCUUCUGGAAAGAGUGUUUACUUAAAGCAAGUAGGUCUUAUAGUGUUCAUGGCUCUAAUUGGCAGUUACGUCCCUGCAGCAGAGGCAGAGAUUGGAGUAAUUGAUGGGAUUUACACAAGAAUCCACAGUAGGGAAUCAGUUUCUGUAGGGCUCUCCACGUUCAUGAUUGAUCUUAACCAGGUUGCCAAGGCUAUAAACAAUGCCACAGAGAGGUCCCUGGUACUUAUUGAUGAGUUUGGUAAAGGCACCAACACACUGGAUGGCCUGUCCCUUCUGGCUGCUGUCCUGAGGUACUGGAUCAGACAAGGAACACAGUGUCCACAGGUCUUUGUCUCCACUAAUUUUCACAGUUUAAUGCAGCUAGAACUCCUGCCUGACACACCUCUUGUGGAAUACCUGACUAUGGAGACCCAUCAGGAUGGAGAGGAGUUGAUAUUUUUCUACCAGAUCAAACAGGGCAUGUCCACCAUUAGUCAUGCUGCCAAUAUUGCUGCUUUAGCAGGAAUGCCAGCCAAAAUUAUUGAAAGAGGAGUGGAAGUAUCAGAACUGAUUCGCAAUGGAAAACCUAUCAAACGUCUUGAUCAUCCUUCAAAAUGUGAUAAGAUGGAAAAAUGCAAGUCUGUUGUGGAAAAGUUUCUUUCAAUAGACCUUGACGAUCCCCAAGUGGACUUGGAAGAGUUCAUGUCUAAAGAGGUGUUGCCUUCUGCAGCCUCAGUCCUGUAGCAAGGGUAUGUGUAAAUACAUAGACUGUAUCAUAUCUACCAUGGAGAGUCUGGUACUUUAAAGAAUGAUCACCAUGAUGUGACCCCUCACAGGACAUUUAGCUUGUAACAAACUGUUUGUUGUUACGUCCUUCCUUCUUCUUCUUGUUUAAACCAAGUACUUGCUUAUCCCUG